Pipistrellus nathusii (Nathusius's pipistrelle) is the source of this 5124-nucleotide messenger RNA. The record is from the annotation of a GenBank genome assembly. NCBI's taxonomy places the organism in Eukaryota, Metazoa, Chordata, Mammalia, Chiroptera, Vespertilionidae.
AUGGAUGGCAGCUCUCUGCUCUCGGUCCCAAGCAACUCGGAGUCACCACUGAUGUGUGAGGUUCCAGCAGCCCAGCAGGGCGGGGCCAGCGGCACCUCAGGAAGCAGCCUGGGGAGCUCCAUCACGGCCUGUAAGAAGGUGCUUUGCAGCAAUAGUCUGCUCGAGUCUACAGACUACUGGUUGCAGAAUCAGAGGACACCCUGCCAGAUUGGGUUCGUGGAAGACAAGUCCGAAAACACAGCUUGCGCUUCCGUCUGCUUUGUGAACCUGGAUGUAAACAAGGAUGAGUGCAGCACAGAGCACCUGCAGCAGAAAUUGGUCAACGUUUCACCAGAUCUCCCAAAACUUAUCAGCUCCAUGAAUGUCCAAAAACCAAAAGAAAAUGAAAUUGUCCUCCUCAGCGGGUUAACAUCUGGAAAUCUCCAGGCAGAUUUUAAAGUUUCACAGUGUCCUUGGCUGCCAGACAUCUGCUUGGUCCAGUGUGCAAGGGGGAACAGACCAAACAGUACCAAUUGCAUCAUCUUUGAAAUUAACAAAUUUUUGAUUGGCCUGGAAUUGGUUCAGGAGCGGCAGCUCCACCUGGAAACAAACAUCUUGAAGGUGGAGGAUGACACAAACUGUUCCCUGUCUUCAAUCGAGGAAGACUUUAUCACCGCAUCUGAGCACUUGGAAGAGGAGAGUGAGGUGGAAGAAUACAGGAAUGGUUAUGAGAAUAUAAAUGUUUCAGCCAAUGUUAUGGAAAGGGAAAAGUCGAAGGGAAUCACUCAGGAGGAAUGGGAUCACAAUAAGGAAAAGGCACUUUGUACUUUGGAAGACAAAUACAUUAGCAAAUAUCACACAUCAUUGAUUAACACAGAAACAUCUCUGAGAAAAGUAGCAGAAGACAUAACUUUGCAGAGUCUGGAUCCAGCAGCUAAGCUAUCAGAGUGGAAAGGUGAAACUGUGGGGAAUGAGAUGACAGCCACAAAUUACUAUCAUUCAGAAAAUUUUAAAGAUCAAGUGGAAAAAUUGCAGGCACUCUGUAUUCCAGGCAAUGCUUAUUUCUCCAAGGUGGUUAAGAAAGAUGAACGUUCUGCCCAUGGCACUGUCAUGGAGCAGGACCACAAGUUAGACCCAGGAGACCAUGAAGAUGGAACAAAUUCUCUUCUCCCCAUACAAGAUGGAGAAGCCACAACGGGCGAGUAUGCCACAAAUUUAGCAGAAUCUGUGCUGCAAGAUGCAUUUAUUAGAUUAUCUCAGUCUCAGCCUACACUACCCCAGGAAACGGCAGUCAGUGUCUCUGUAGGAAGUGCUCUGCUCUCUCGUCGCUAUUCCACAAAAGAUAUCGUGGUCCCUCAGUCAUGGAAUGAGCUCCCCAAAAUCGUCAUUGUUCAGAGUCCCGAUGGCAAUAAUGCUGCCCCUGAGCCAGACAUCGCUACAUGGCCUGAGAUGGAAGUCUCUUUUGAAAACUCAGGUGUCGCCUCUGGAGAGAAUGCCAGCAAACACCCCCAGAGUGCUCUGGAGGUAGCCUUAGCUUGUGCAGCCACCGUGAUUGGAACUAUUUCCAGUCCACAGGCCACAGAAAGACUAAAAAUGGAGCAAGAAUCCCUUAUUUUCAACCACCCACCAGAUGGCAAUGACCUACUACAGACUCAAGCACCCCAAGUACUCAAGGAACCGUCCAUCAGUGAAUACUCGUUUCCAUCUGCUUUGUGCGGCAUGGCGCAGGUGGCCAGUGCCGUCGCUGUCUGUGGCCUGGCUGAAACCGGAGAGGUGAAGUGCCCUGAAGCUUCAAGUGGACUCUUGCCUGCAGCUGUGUCCUCUGCAGCAAUUCCUCCACUUUUUAAUUUAGCAACAGGGAGGGACAUGGCGCUGGGAAACGAGGCCAUCGCAGAGGCAUUGUUCAAAGAGGCCGCUCUGGUUUUAAUAAGGCCUACUGCCUACAGCAGCAUUGGAGACCUCAUGGAAUCAAUGAACAGAAGAAUUAUGGAAACUGCUUCCAAGCCUCAGAGCUCGUGCUCAGAAAAUGCGCUCGGAAAUGAACUGGCACAAGCUCUGUCCAAUCUGAUUCUGAAGCACUGCCUUGAUGGAAUUCACCAGCAAAAUAAAAGAAUCGACCCCAAAGGCACGCAUUCGUCUGAAACUCUGGACAUCUUAAUGGAAGGUACAAAUCAACUGCUCUUCAAUGUGAUAUGCUUUACCCUCAAGAAGAUGAGCCAUAUUGUACAGCAUGGUAAAUGUCCCACUCUCCUUUCUAAGGAGACCAUUGGAUGGAGGGAAACAGAACUAGGCAACCAGCCACGUGAUGAGGCUGCUAGUCAAGCAUGGGCUAAAGCCACUGAAUACUCCAGCAGCCAUCCACAUAUUCCUCCACGUAGCACCAGUCUUGUUAUCAAUGAUCUUGUAGAGGACAUGCCUUCAAAGCAAGACAGCAAGGGCCCAGCGAAGCCAGGUCUCUUUCAGAACCCCAUGCUGCAAUCUGAAUUGUCUUGUGGUCCCAGAAUGCCUGGUUCUUCAUCUGCUAAAAUAUUCCCUAAGGAAAUAUAUAUGAAAGGAACCAUGGGAAAGGAUAUAAUAAACCCGCAUCAGACACUGAUUCACAAUGAGAAUGAAAGCAGAGCCUCUUCAGAGGGAGAAAGGACAUUGGCAGCAACCAAGUGGAGCAGCGGUUCCCAGGAUGCUGAGAAAAGCUUCAGUCCCAACAGCCAUGAGAAGUACAAUUGUGCCUCACUUCUAAACAAUGAAGUGCAAGUUAAUCUGUCUUUGUUAGGGAGUGACUUGCUGCUUCCUGCUCAGUCCAUGCUGCAGGCAAAACACACAGACGUAUACAGCAUUGCAGACUUUGCGGAAGAAUUAGCAGAAACCAUUGUCUCCAUGGCAACUGAAAUUGCAGCAAUUUGCCUUGACAACUCAAAGGGAAAACAACCCUGGUUUUGUGCAUGGAAAAGAGGGACCGAGUUUCUGGUUACCCCGAACCUAACCUGCCGAUCUUUGAAGAGGAAGGAGAGUCAGGCCAGUGGGUCCGCCGUGAGGAAACACAAGCCACCGCGGCUCAGUGAGAUCAAGAGGAAAACAGAUGAGCACCCGGAGCUUAAAGAGAAGCUGAUGAACAGGGUUAUGGACGAGUCCAUGAACCUUGAGGACACCCAAGAUUCUGUCAGUUUCUUUGCAAACGAAGUAGCAGCCAAGAUCAUGAACCUGACAGAGUUCUCCAUGGUGGACGGCGUCUGGCAAGCCCAGAGCUUUCCCCGGAAUCGGUUACAGAGUGGAGACAGGUGGAACCGGCUGAAAGCCUCCAGCUGUGAGAGCAUUGCCGAGGAGGACUCUAAUGCCAGGGCCUAUGUCAACAGCCUGGGUUUAAUGAGCAGCCUAAGUCAGCCAGUGAGCAGGGCCAGCUCUGUCUCCAAGCAAUCGAGCUGUGAGAGCAUCACCGAUGAGUUUUCCAGGUUCAUGGUGAAUCAGAUGGAGAAUGAAGGAAGAGGAUUUGAGUUGCUGCUGGAUUACUAUGCAGGCAAGAAUGCCAGCAGCAUUGUGAACUCAGCUAUGCAGCAGGUGUGCCAGAAAAAUGACCACCUCAGCGUGAGGUCAAACUGUCCCUCUAAGCAGUCCAGCACAGAGAGCAUCACCGAGGAGUUCUACAGGUACAUGCUGAGGGACAUGGAAAGAGAAAGCAAAGAUAAUGCCUUCUCCAGACGAAGCAGCCAGGAUUGGGCGGCUGGUUUAUUGUCACCUUCUCUGCGAUCCCCAUUGUAUUACAGACAGUCAUCUAUGCCAGAUGGCAGAUCCCUGGGUGCCAGGCUGACAGUGAAUGUGCCAUUCAAAGCCAAUUCCUUAGAUGGCUUUGCUCAGAACAACCAGCGAGAUCGCCUAAGCGUACAGCCAGUCAGCAGUGCUUCCUCAACGGGGCUCUGCAAAUCUGAUUCUUGCUUAUAUCGCAGAGGUGGAACUGACCAGAUCACAGCCAUGUUAAUUCAUGAGACAUGGGCAAACUCAAUCGAGGCCCUCAUGCGGAAGAACAAAAUUAUAGUGGAUGAUUCCCAGGCUGAUGCUGAGCCUGUUUCUGGUGGCCCUCCCUUGCAAGUGGACAAGUGUGCAAACAGGUUAGCUUCUAGCAGAGUGCAAAGUGGGCCAGUUCUUCUUGUCCAGGAGCCUAUUGAUUACCAGAGGAAAGACUCUGUUACCGAAACCCAAUAUCCCUCAGUGUCCUCUCCAAGCAAAGCUGCUCCUCUUACUUUCAAUUCUAAAAAGGAAACUUCCUUGUGCCAUGAUGGUAUCUCUGUAAACCGCACCAGGCAAUCACUUUGUUCAAGGGAAGUGCCUUUAAUUCAGAUUGAAACAGAUCAGAGAGAAGAGUGUGCUGGUGAACCUGAACACACCCUUUCCAAGUGCAGCCCCCUGGAAGAAGCAGAGGAGCAUUCGAAAGACGACAAAAAUGUCCCAGAUGUGGUGAAGGGUAGAGACACUGAGAAGAAAGACUGCCAAGACCACGGUGACAGCCUUGAUACCAGCGACGUACCAGGGGCUGAAGUCCCGACAGAAGGCAGAGCCCCGGAUGAGGUUCCCAACCCUCCUGUCAGCAGUGGGGAGAGCACAGACAGCUGGUCUCAGCUUGCCAACGAGGAGGACAACCCAGACGACACAAGUAGCUUUCUGCAGUUCAGUGAGCGAUCCAUGAGCAAUGGCAACAGUAGUGCCACUAGCAGUCUUGGCAUUAUGGACCUGGACAUUUAUCAGGAAAACAUGCCAUCUUCUCCCAUGAUUAAUGAAUUAAUAGAAGAAAAGGAGAUUCUUAAAGGACAGUCAGAAAGCAGAGAGGAAUGUGCCUCUGGAGCACCUGUGGGAGCCGCCAGCCGCCAGGGGAGCAUGCUGGUGAUCAACUUCGACCUGGAGCCAGAGUGUCCUGACGCUGAGCUUCGCGCCAUUCUGCAGUGGAUCGCUGCCUCUGAGCUCGGGAUCCCCACCAUCUACUUUAAGAAAUCUCAGGAAAACAGGAUUGAAAAGUUUCUAGAUGUCGUGCGGCUGGUUCACCAGAAGUCCUGGAAAGUGGGGGACAUCUUCCACGCCGUUGUUCAAUACUGCAAAAUGCGUGAGGAGCAGAAAGAUGGGGCCCCGAGUCUCUUUGACUGGCUUUUGGGACUGGGAUAG